CUUUUCCAUUUUCGCUUCUCCUUUUUUUACAACACUCUCUGCAACAAAAGAUAAAAAGAAAACAAAGAAGCCUCACAGUGUUUAAAUUAAUCAGAAAAAAUGAAAUUCGAAAUUGAAAAUUAACGACUCUAUCAUUUCUCAUUCCCAAUUCACCCCGAAGAAAUAAUUUAUUUCCAACAGUGUCCCCAUUUCGCCGCUAAUUAUCAAUGGCUCCACCGAGCUCAGCGUCGCCGGUGGCGUUAUCGAGGCCGGUAGCUCAAAGGAAGGUCCGUCCUGCAGCUGACUCAUCGGAGAGCUACCGCCGGCGACGGCGUCCGCGGCCGAGGUUAUCGGUAUCGCCGCCGCCGAAGAAAUUCAGGUCGAUGGAGGAGAUCAUGAGAGUGGCGAAGCGCGUGGAGUUGCCGCCGGAUGACGACAGCGAAGACGACGGCAACGACGGCGAGGAUGUUAUGUGCGAGCAAUGUGGCUCAGGGGAAAGGCCGGAGGAGCUGUUACUCUGUGACAAAUGUAACAAAGGGUUUCAUAUGUUAUGCCUUCGGCCUAUUGUAGUUCGCGUUCCAAUUGGACCCUGGCAUUGUCCUCAUUGCUCGGGUGAUCAAAAUCGCACAAUCAAAAGUUUUUCACAAAAGAAGAUAGUUGAUUUCUUUGGGAUUCAGAAAGGCAGUGAAGUGAUGGUAAAAUGUACAUCUGCUCAAGGUAAAUGAAAAGUUGUAAUUUUUAUAUCGGGAUACAUUAUGUAAACACGAUGGAGAUCAUGAUCGAAUGUGGUAUUUCGGUUGAUGUCUAUGUACUUUUGUUAAACUAAGUUUUGUUUAAAGCGGAUUGGUUGACAUUGAUGUAUGUUUGUAAUACUAAGUUGUCGUUAGAGUAUGGAGACAGAGGAUUCAUAUAGCCGAUUCAGCUAGUUUUGGAAACUAAACCCUCCAAACCUAAAUGUGAGCUGCGAUUAUUCUAUUACUAAAAAAAGCCUACUCAAAAGGAGGGUGUGGAGGAGGACAUGAAUCUUUCACUCUUAAACCUAGAAAGGGAAGCGCAAAUCAUCCCAUUAUAUAGUAAUAAAUGUUUGUUAUCUUUUCCAAUUGAUGUAAUUUAUGUUUUGGUUGCUAGAUUUUGUUUCCCACUUGCUCUUUUGAUACGGAAUAAAGUUUUUCGAAUAUUCUCUUUUGUUUCUGUUUUUAGUUUUGAGCUGGUGGAUCGAUGAGCUAAGUGUGCAUAACAUAUAGAUUCAACAUUGAUGAUCUCAAAAUUUGAUGGUGGAAUCAAAAUCCUACAGUUAGCUUAUCAUUUUGAUCAAAUGAAUUUUUGCUAAAAAUUGUCUUUCUGUCUUUGCAGUAUAGCUUUUGUCUGAUAUCAUUUGAUAAUCUAAAGCGAUUUGCAAAAGAAGUAAUAAAAGAGUAAUCUCUGAAUUAUUUUGAGGUGACCAUAAGUUAUCGUUCUUCUCAUAAGUUAUCCCUUUGAAUUGAAUAACACAUAAAGCUAACAUAUUACAACAUCAUAACCAUGCUUGUAUUUUCUUUAGUCGUUUCCUGGGCAUUAAGGUUGGUCAGUUUUAUCUCAGUCUAGUCAUUAUUUUGCUUAGUGAGUAAAAGGGAUUUGAACACAGGAGGUUUCUGCUUGCAGAACAAAAUUUUCAAUCAAAAACAGGUUUUAUUGACAAAAGAUUACUUUCUUAGAUGUUCUAAUGUCUAAAACGUGACCGUUGCCAUUGUGAUAGUUGUGCAUAUAUGAAAGAAGUUUAACCUGUCUCAGUGACCAUGUUGUUUGAUCAACUUUCUGCACUGAUCAGACAAAUAUGGUAUGUGCUUGUCUGUAGAGCAUUCUGUUUUCUCCACAUCUGGCAACUAGUUUGGAUUGAGGCUUAGUUGGCUGUUGAUUAAUAUAUGCUUUAACCAAACCACUCAUGUAUGAGGUAAGUAUUAUGCUUGCGGAAAGCAUUCAUGCAACUACUUACCAAAUUUAUUAAGGAUGAUCUAUCCUUAUUAACAAAAGUAUGAUUU
Molecule: messenger RNA, 1997 nt
Organism: Nicotiana attenuata
Lineage: Eukaryota; Viridiplantae; Streptophyta; Magnoliopsida; Solanales; Solanaceae
Product: probable Histone-lysine N-methyltransferase ATXR5
Exons: 2
Coding region: 207-704 (165 amino acids)
Biological process (GO): chromatin remodeling
Cellular component (GO): WICH complex
Molecular function (GO): histone H2AXY142 kinase activity
Source: RefSeq, a predicted model, not a curated record